Pocillopora meandrina is the source of this 849-nucleotide messenger RNA. The record is from the annotation of a GenBank genome assembly. NCBI's taxonomy places the organism in Eukaryota, Metazoa, Cnidaria, Anthozoa, Scleractinia, Pocilloporidae.
GCUACGUGUAAUAACACAUGCGGAUCGUACGUGUGUUUAUGCAAACCUGGAUUUAUCGGAGAUGGGCAUAAUUGUACAGGUAACCGUAAAUAGUUGGUUUUUUGGUUGAUAUUUAUUUUGAUAAAGUGGCAAGCCAUGUUUUAAUUCUUCAAACUAAGUGAGACAGUUACCCAACUAAAAGUUUUUAAGUGAUGGCUUUUGCAUAGAUAACCUGUUUUCACCAGGUACGACAGUCUCGCGUUCUCGCAAUCCAGCAAAGGAUUGAAAACAGCUAUGACUUGCACUUUUUAACAAGGUGAUGGCGUAUGCACAGCAGGUUUUGUAUAAUUUAGAAAUCUCAUUUUUUUUUUUCUGUGAUUUCAUAGACGUUGAUGAGUGUCAAAGAAACCACUCCUGUCGUGAGAAUGCAAACUGCACAAACACCAUUGGAUCACAUGUAUGCAAUUGUCAGCCUGGAUAUACUGGAGAUGGACAAAAUUGCACAGGUGAUUUGAUUCACAUCAGAGCAGUUCAUAUGUAUCUUGAUUGCACAAUAGAGUAACUGCAAGGAGAAUUCAGAAAUAAUAGCAUAAUUGAAAUGUCCCACCAGAGAACUACUUAAAACAGAAAGCUGAAAUGAAAUUAAGGUUUUUGCGAACUCCUAUGACUCUGUUAGAAACAGAAAUGCUUAUGUCUUAAGCUGAUAUUUUAUUCAAUUUUUUUUUCAUUUCUAAUUUUGCAACAGAUAUUGAUGAAUGCGAAGCAAACCCCCACAAAUGCCACGAAGAGGCUGCGUGUAAUAACACACACGGAUCAUAUUUGUGCACAUGUAAACCUGGAUUUAUCGGAGAUGGACAGAAUUGUACAGGU